AUGUUCCUCCAACGUCGUCGUUUGUCCAGUGUAACCAAAAAUGAUCCGAAACGAUGGUUCGAAGUCGUCUUCAAAGAUGGUAAGAGAUACUAUAAAGAAAAUUGAGGUGAUCUUUGUACCCUGAAAAAUAAAAAAAACGUUUUUUCUCCGUCGUCUCUCCUCAUUUUCCAUACUCUCUCGGCUUCAAACAUUGUGGCAUAACUCCGCUGAUCCUACGAAACUGAGGCUCAAAUUUUCAGCGAUUGAUUUUAGUUCUUUAUAAACUAUUUUCGCCAAAUUUGAAGCAAAUCCGAACCUUCUACUUUUCAGUAUUGACCUUAUAUUACUUUAGGUUCAUCAGGAAAAUUUCCGUUUGUUUGGCUGCGAGAUGUCUGCUUGGAUCCCAAAAACUACUCGAUUGGGCCGGCCAUGAGGGCCAGGAUCCCCAUGAUGAAGGAUUUUGAUGUUACAGUAUCCCCUUGUAGUCAUUCUGUCAAAUCUUCUGGGCUUGGCAUCACCUGGAGUGACGGGCAUCAAAGUUUUUACCCAACAAGUUGGCUCAAAUCCCGGAAUUUGAGCGAUUCCAAGGUUCUGAGCUCACGGAAAUCUCAGUAUUUGAAGGAUACUGUAGUUUGGAAUGAAAAUUUAAUCAAGAAAUUGCCGGUAAAAGUGGAUCACAAUGAGUUUAUAAGCGAAGAAUCGGGAGUGAAAAAAUUUCUCGACGCUGUCUGUCGAGAUGGCAUUGGAAUGUUGGUGAAUGGACCUCAACUUGACGUGGAAGAACACCAGAAUGUCGUGCAAAAGAUUGGAGAUCGAAUCGGGUUGAUUCAUCAGACGCAUUUCGGGUAAGUUGAAUAUGUUUAUGAAAAGUAAUUUUGCUGAAAUUUUCAAUAUUCAAUUUAUGAUCCUUCGAGAGCAUUCAGACCAAAUUUGACGGAAUUCUAAGAGCUGGGGUCUGAGCAGUUGGCCUCUAUAUUACUUUAGGUUGAUCAAACAAAUAUCGGCGAAUAUCUCAGGCAAUUUUUGAAAGCGUGAGCUAAAAAUUUUGGAAAUUGAUUAAUGGCCUAAUGAGAUUCUGCAUGCUAAAUUAAAAGUCAAAACGCGUAGACAUUUUAUACGACCAAACAUGUUUCAUCGUAUAACAUGUCGCAAUGCUGACAAAAUACUUACCUUGAACAUACCUGAGUAAAUAUAUAGCCCACCUAGAGUGAUUUUGAAAAUUCUAAAGCAAGCGGAGGCAUUUUAUACGACCAAACAUGUUUCAUCGUAUAACAUGUCAAAAUGCUGACAAAAUGUUGAUAUUUUCCAAAAGUAACUAAUAUCUGGCCCAUCUGGAGUGCUUUUGCAAAUCCUGAAGUCAUUAUAGACAUUUUAUACGACCAAACAUGUUUCAUCGUAUAACAUGUCGCAAUGCUGACAAAAUGUUGAUAUUUUCCAAAAGUAACUAAUAUCUGGCCCAUCUGGAGUGCUUUUGCAAAUCCUGAAGUCAUUAUAGACAUUUUAUACGACCAAACAUGUUUCAUCGUAUAACAUGUCGCAAUGCUGACAAAAUGUUGAUAUUUUCCAAAAGUAACUAAUAUCUGGCCCAUCUGGAGUGCUUUUGCAAAUCCUGAAGUCAUUAUAGACAUUUUAUACGACCAAACAUGUUUCAUCGUAUAACAUGUCGCAAUGCUGAUAAAAUUUUGUAUUUUGCAAAAGUAGCUAAUAUUUGGCCUAUCCAGAGUGCUGUAUGCUUGAUUUGAAGCAAAAGCGACGGUUAAAUUUCAAGAAAAUUUUUGUUUUUUACCCAUAGCAAAGGUAAUAUGUAGAUAUACCUUCAAAUUGCAGUGAAAUCUUCUCCGUCUGCACCAAGCCGGAUGCUAGCAACAUGGCCUACGCCAGUGGGAAGGAGCUCCCGUAUCACACCGACUUCCCCUCUCUCUCCGAUCCCCCACAACUUCAAUUCCUCCACAUGACGCAGCCGGCCAAAGUGGGUGGAAAAAGUAUGUUCGUCGAUGGAUUCCAAGUGGCCGAGAUUCUCCGAAAACACCACAAAUGGGCCUUUGAGACGUUGUCGAAGACCUAUUUGGAGUUCAUCGAGAUUGGCUACGACAUGCAUGAGAAAAAUGGGAAAGAGAAAAAAUUCGAUUUCCGAAUGAUGUCGCAGCAAAAAACGAUCAGUUUGAGGGGCGAUGGGACCCUGAAAAAGGUCCAAUUCGGGAAUGCGAUGAGAAGUUGGGCCUUCGCAACGGAUCCAGAGGAAAUUCAGCUGGUUUAUGAUGCGCUAAAACUAUUUACGGACUUGUGUUAUCGACCGGAAAAUCAACUGGUUUUUGAGAUGAAAAAAGGUGAGUCAACAAAUUUUUAAAGUUAUCAGUCUGUCGGAAAAAUAACGGCGGAUCGUCGCAUCAAAAUGUCUCGCCUCGCCGCUAUCGCGCACCAAAUCCCAAGUCGCGGCUUGCAGUCGCAAAGCGAUGAUGAGCGACUCCGAGGCGCGACGAUCCGCCGUUAUUUUCCCGACAGACCGAUAAAAAAACGUAUUUUACAAUUCCAUUUUGACGAAAAUUUCCCAUGCAUGACCUCAAACCUUCGUAUUUUACCGUAAUUUCGCGAAAUUUUGGAAAGUUUGGGUUGCACGGUGCGCUAGGAUUUUUGGGCACUUUGCACUGUGCAAAAAAUUCUGGAUUUUUUAUUUGCACUGUGCGCAAAAAAUCGCCUUUUUGCACUGUGCAAAAAACGUGUCGCUUAUUUUGCACCGUGCGAAAAUCCGAAAAGUCCCGUCUGCACUGUGCAAUCAAAAAAGUGGGAAGACUUGCACUGUGCAAGAACAAAAUUUGUCGCUUGUCUCGCACUGUGCGAAAAUCUGAAAAGUCCGACUUGCACUGUGCAAAAACAAAGUUUGUCGCUCAUUUCGCACUGCGCGAUAAUCCCCAAUCUUCAACCCGCAGAGUGCAGUGGAACAAAAAAAGAAAGAAAAAUCGUGCUGCACUGUACAAAAAAAUUUGUCGCUCAUUUCGCACUGUGCAAAAAUCUGAAACAUCCGACCUGCACUGUGCAAUGGAAAAAAAUUUAAAAAAUCGUCCCGCACUGUGCAAAAAUUUGUCGCUCAUUUCGCACUGUGCGUGAAUCUCAAAUCUUUGACCUGCACUGUGCAGUGGGACAAAAAAAUAGUCUUGCACGGUGCAAAGCUUGUCGCUUAUGUUGCACUGUGCAAAAAAAAUGUGUCGCUCAUUUCGCACUGUGCGACAAUUCCAAAUCCCCAAUCUGCACUGUGCAGUGGAAGCAAAAAUUGGAAAAAUCAUUCUGCACUGUGCAAAAAAAUUUGUCGCUAAUUUCGCACCGUGCAAAAGAAAAAUUUGUCGCUGAUUUCGCACCGUGCAAAAGAAAAAUUUGUCGCUUAUUUCGCACUGUGCGACAAUCCCAAAUCUUUGAUCUGCACUGUGCAGUAAAAGAAAAACUUAUAAAAACCCUGUUGCACUGUGCAAAAACCCUAAAUUUCAGGAGAAUCGGUUCUAUGGGCCAACACGCGCCUUCUUCACGCCCGUUCGGCCUACGACUGUGAUCCGGGCGUGCCUCGCGUCCUCCAUGGCUGUUAUUUCUCCUGGGACAUUGUCAAAUCGCGACUUCGACUGGCCAAUUCACGGGUUUCUCAAGACAAUGACGUCAUUUAA
Bursaphelenchus xylophilus (pine wood nematode) is the source of this 3629-nucleotide messenger RNA. The record is from the annotation of a GenBank genome assembly. NCBI's taxonomy places the organism in Eukaryota, Metazoa, Nematoda, Chromadorea, Rhabditida, Aphelenchoididae.